Dothidotthia symphoricarpi CBS 119687 is the source of this 4160-nucleotide messenger RNA. RefSeq lists its product as uncharacterized. The record is from RefSeq and is a predicted model, not a curated record. Bases 33 to 4160 code for a protein of 1375 amino acids. The transcript has 4 exons. NCBI's taxonomy places the organism in Eukaryota, Fungi, Ascomycota, Dothideomycetes, Pleosporales, Dothidotthiaceae.
AUCGCCGCACGCCAACUCGACCCGGCGCAACCAUGUCUGGAAAACGCCAAAACACUUUCGGGCAGGGACGGCCAGAGCGGCCCUACGAAGAGCGUGAUUCUGGCCCUGAAGACGUGCCAACGCGGGCUACGGCUGCACAACUGGCAACGCGCAAGAUCAAGAGUGUGAAAGCGCGCCGCCCAGCAGGAACCUCGCCCAAUCUGUCACAGAGCGCCAACUUCGGUGCGCCGCAGCCGUCGGGCUUCAACUUUGGAGCCUCUGCACCGGCACCUGCAUCCAACAACAACGCCAACGCCGGCGCCAAUAAUGCAGGCGCGUUCAACUUUGGCGCGAGCAACGCAUUUGGCGGCGCCGCGACGAACAGCUUCCCGCCCGCGCAGCCAGCCGCGCCCACCAACUCGUUCGCCAACUCGUCCUUCCCAGCAUUCGGCGGCAGCGGUCAAGGCACAGGCUUAGGCUUCGACCCCACGCCAUCGUCCGCAGCAGGCGGCUUCAGCUUCACCGCGGGCCCGAGUGCAGGCGCGAGCAACCCCUUCGCGGCGAGCGCUGCACCCAUGAUGAACGGCAGCGGGGCUGUACCAGCCUUUGGUGGCGGCAUGUUCAGCCAGUCGCAGCCGGCGGGCAAUCCAUUUGGGGGACUGUCGCAGAACAACACGACAAGCUCGGGAUCAUCAGGCGGCAUGUUUGGAACCGCAGGCGGCGCGUCUCAGCCCAGCAUGUUUGGGGGGAUCACGUCUUCCGCGCCGGCUAUCACGAGCACGCCAGCUCCAGCAUCCCAGCCGUUCACCUUUGGCGCCGCAAGCUCGUCCGCGCAGAACACGGCGAGCACCCCCGCAACCAGCAGCAUGUUCGGGUUCGGCGCCUCGACACAGACCUCGGCAGCGCCUGUACAGAACUCACUGUUCAGUGGGUUUGGGGCGGACGUGCAGAAGAGCGAGGGUGCAACAGCUACACCGCAGAAGAUGACGUUUGGAGGCUUCGGUGCGAGUACACAACCAGCAGAGACCGCCACGCCAGCCGCACCCUCGGCGGGUCUGUUCACCUUCGGCACCCCUGCGCAAAAGAGCGAGAGCGCAACGACUGCCGCGCCACCGCCUACCUUCUUUGGCUCCAUCAGCUCGGCUGCUCAGACCGCGAGCACUCCCGCCCCUGCGGCUGCUGCCAACCCAUUCGCGAACCUACAGCCGGCGGCGACCCCUGCCUCCACACCCUUCCAGUUCGGCUCAACACAACAGACUCCCCAGGCGUCCGCCACCCCGAACGGCUUGUUCAGCAGCAUCAAGCCUGCAGAUCAAAAUAGCAUCGCAACCCCAGAAGCACCCAAGCCCAAUCUGUUCGCGUCGUUGGGGGCACCAAUCAGCAACCCAGCUGCGACGCCACUGGCAAGCAGCUCCGGCUUCAACUUCUUUGCGGCGUCUCAGAACCAGGACAAGCCAUCCGAAACUGCGGAGAAGGCGCCUGAUGCGACUUUCAAAGCGUUCGAAGCACCAAAGGCGAACAUUUUCGGUGGCUUCAGCACACCGCAGCCCAAAAAGGCGGCGGAUAGCGAGAAGCCCCAAGCAGGUCUCUUCACCGCGCAGCCCAAAGCCAGCACUGGCAUGUUCUCUCAGCCAUUUCAACCCGAGAGCCACAACUCGGCCAACUUGUUCAACACGCAGCCAUCGUCUUCGCUUUUCAUGCCGCAGUCAACGACGCCAACAGAAGAACCAACAGAGGCGACUGUACAACAAUCUGCUACAAAAGAAGCAUCCAAUCCUUUUGCCAGCCUCCCCACUGCGUCGGGGGAUCGACAAAACUUUUUCAACACUCCCAAAGAACAAGCCCCAGCACCUCCAGCGGCAACUAUGCCCGCACUUACAGGCACCUCAGCAUCGUCAACCGCAGCAGCACCCGAGUUACCGAAGAUCCCCAAGGCACAGGUUCCCAAAGAUUGGGCCGUGCCCAGCGUCGAGCCUUCCCAGAAGGGGUCCGUCCUGUACAAGAUUGUUGUUGAUUUGAGCUCACAGCUGCGAGCCCUGAACUUGCAAUACCGAGACAGAAUGAACACUAUCGACAUGGGAGCCGACCUCUCAGCCUUGUCGCUCUGGCAUCACCAGACAUCUACAACAAUAAAGAGGAAGAUCGACGUCGCAAAGAAGCAACGUGCAUCUGCCAAUGGUGUCACUGGGUACGAGUCGGCCUUGUCCACAAAGCGCAAGGUGAACGACGGGAGCCCCGAAAGCCGGGAUCCAUCUUCGAAGAGGGCACGUGGUGGUGUCACACCUUCAUCGCCAACCCCGCAGCCUUCAGCAUCGACGCCUCGGUUGAACCCGCCGGCGACGACGACAUCGAACCUGUUUGCUCGGGCCAUCGAUAAUAAGAGCUCCACAGCAGAAUCGAGCAGUCUUGCCACACCCAAGACGCCUCAGAAGUCUGCUCCUGAACCUGCGAAGGCCGCUGCCCCCGAACCUGCAAAGGCUGUUGCCCCCGAGCCCGUCAAGGCCGCCGCUCCAGCUACAGGUUUCACUCCUUCGUUCCCUGCGACCAACGGAACAAGCGCAGCAUCCUCUUCGGGUGGUUUCAAACCAAGCGGUUUUACUCCGAGCACGUCAUCCGCCCCGGGUGGUUUUAAGCCAAGCGGCUUUACUCCCAGCUUCGGCAGCAGUUCUGCUGGUGGGGGUGGCAGCUUCCUGGGCCAGUUUGCGAAGACGGCAAAAACCUACGAAGAGCUUGCAGCGGAACGUAAGAAGAAGGAGUUUGAUGAAGACUACGACUCAGAUGACGAGACGAAGGCAGAGUGGAACGCUCGCUGGGAUGCGAAAGAGGCCAAGCGGCUUGAGGAAGAGAAGGCAAAGAUGGCAGCUGCUCCCGGGUUUAGUGUUCCCGCCGCCAAAGUUGCUAGCAAUGCGACGCCCGCUGCGAAACCGCCUGCCUCGAACCCAUUUGCAAUGCCUGCUUCAAAUCCGUUUGCUGGUCUCGCCAAGUCUACGAGCAGUGCUCCGACCGCACAACUGUUUGGUUCCAGAACCGGUAGCCCAGCCCCGUCCACGUCGAGCGGUCUGUCUGUAUUCAACGCACCUAGCGCUGUGAAGGCUCCCUCGGCCAAUAUUUUUGGUCACUUGUCAUCCGGGCCGUCUUCAAUCAAUGGCGCAGACGAGUCUGAUGAAGACGAUGAAGAGCAAGGGACAGGAAAGUCUCAGCCCGAUCAGCUGGUAGGAUCCGUCGAACCAACGACCCCACGUACAUUCGGCGAGUCUGAGACUGAGUCUGAGGAGACAGGCAAACAGCAACCGGCCGGGACAAAGAACAGUCUGCUAUCUCGGAUGAGCAAAGGUGGUGAGGUUGAGGCUGGAUCUGAGAAGGAGAACGAAAGCUCUCCUCCUCUGUUUGGCCAAGCCAAUGGUACUCAAACACCCACGAACAAGCCGUUCACUUUCUUUGAUUUUGGAGCAGCUGGCUCUAAAACCGCACCGCCUAAGUCGGAUACAUUUGCCGGUGAUCAGACUUUCAAAAUGGGCACUCCGAUCAAGUUUGGAGAUGUAGCAGCUACGGAGAAGAAGGCAGCUCCGACUUUCUCAUUCUCGUCUACUACUUCGACAACGCCGUCGAAGCCGCCGCCUGCUUCUCUUUUCAGUUUUGGUUCGGCAGGCACUGGCUCGUCUUUACUUGCGCCAAACGCCGCCCAGUCCGGGCCUAGCUCUGUCUUCUCGUCGCGCGCCGCAACACCUUUGUCCGAAGCCGAUACAAAUGCUGCCUCGGCAACUGACGACGAUGAAGAGGGCGGCAAGCAGGAGCAAGUCGACCUCUCGGAACUCACCGAAGAAGAGAAGAGUUCCAACGAUAUCGUCUUCUUCAGCGAGAGCGCAUUGGUCAAGCAGCUCGUCGACCGUGGCGAGGGCAAAGAGUGGGAGAACAUCGCCAAAGGCCGCCUCUGGAUCCUCAAGGACAAGACAACGGGCAAGAGCCUAAUCAGGCUCCGCAUCGCCAGCGGCGCUACCCGCCUCAACUACCAAAUCCUGCCCGCGCUCCGCACCAUGCUCACGGGGAGCAGCAAGAAGAUGGUCAAGGCGACUAAGCCCGGAGACGAAGGCGGCUUGACACAGGUGUGCUUCAUGCUCAAGAGUCCCGAGGUCGCGCAGGAGUUCUCAACAAAGUACGACGAGUCGAUUCCUUCGUCGUGA